AAAAAAGCCCCAAAUGAGGGACCUAGCCAUCCCCCACCCUUCUUCCCUUUCCACAAUUCCACACGGUCCCUUCCAUUUCAACAAUCAUCCAUUGUCUGAUAGCACGCAAGACUCUCUCCCAUGAGCAUUUUCCAUUUCCAAUGCCUGCUUCACCUUCAAGGAGGCCUCCUGCAAGCCUUCCCAACAUCACUGCGCUUCGGCAGGCACUCGAUUAUGGAGAUCCACAUCUCGCCCGGUGCAGCGCCUUCUACGAUGACGUUCGGGCUUUCAGGAAGAAGUUCAUCACCAGCGACGGCAUGCUCGGCCCUAGCCUGCAUGACUGGAGAGACCGCGACCACCAAGACGGACUCAGGGAGAUGACUCGGGCAUAUCUCGACAGAGACGGGAACGGCCUUUUGUUUUGGCCAGACGACCCCUCUGCCGCGAACUUCAACGAUUUGCAAUACACCCACGACCGACAGCAAAUUGAGAAUUUCGUGCGAAUGCUGUUUUUUCGUAUGAACCAACAGCAGUAUCGCAACGAGAAGUACAAGAACAAAGACAGAGCACCCUCAGCCGACACGGCUCCUCCCCGGGGAGCUAGCACACAGAACCCCAUCAUCAUAGACAACAGCCCUGACAUAAAUACCCCGUCGCCACAGGGCAUAGCCGUGAAGCUGGAAGAAAUUUAUGAUGUGCCACCAAGCCCCAGGCCAACUGAACUCACAAUCUUACCGGCGUUUCAACCUGCCACAGCUUCGGCUCGGAAACACAGCGCCCCCGACACACCUGGUUCUUCGCCAAGCCACCAAGCGAAGCGACCCAGGCAACAACAGCGGAAGCCCACCACCAAGACCGGCGGCCACAGCGGGACGAAAAGGCCCCCAGGAGCUGCCGUUCCAAAGCGAACAUCCUCUCGGCGGGUGUUGAGGGACGACGCAGGAAAAGAAGACUUGAUUGUGGCCGUGCCACCGUCCCCAACGGCCAAGGAGAACGCUUCACGCAGCAAUGAGGAACAAGGGAGAAGAACGGUCAGGGUAACUGCUGUUGACAGAUCCACCGUCACAUUCCGCUUCGCCGAUGUUAGGCCCAAUGCCAGUGAACAUGUCGGCGACACCCUAGAAGGAGGCCAAUCGCCACCUUUAUUACCCAGCAACCCCGUAAAUUCCCCUAGUGAUACCAUAUCCCGCCCACACCACGUCCUACAGGAACCAGCCCAGGAUUCGGAAGCCGGCCGAGACCCCGCUGCACACCUGCCAACACCCUCGACCGAGAGGAGGAGUGAGACGGUGGAACCAGCCAAGUUUGCAGCAGCAGCAGGCGCCGCCCCACGCAUCGACUUCCUCUACCGGGUGGUCCUCUCGCGGCGGCCGGUGUACUCGUACCGCAAGUGGACGCCCAGCAGGAAGCUGGAGGAGACGACCUUCGCCGAGUUCAUGGACGAGCUGCGCCUGCAGGGGGGGCCCGACGUCCGGGGCCUCGUCUUCACCGUCGAGGGCCCGGGCCUGCGCGCCGUCGAGGAGAUACGCCGCGGCGACGAGCUCGGCUUCGACUCCCUGCGCCGGCAGCUCAAGAAGGUCAUCCGCAGCCAGCUCGCCGGCCGCGGCGGCGCGCGAGGAGGGGACGCGCCGCCCUUGAUAUUCGAGAUGGAGAUCGAGCCCGUAAGGGGCGAGUCUGCGGUUGGGGAGGAGGACGUAGAUGACGAGGACUUUGUGAUAUAAUCAAUACCAAUUAUUAACUAAAACUUGAGGCUGCGGAUGUGGAUGUGGAAUUAGAUCAUGAAAAAAAAACGAGGAGUGGAUGUGUUGAGUUGCGAGGAGGAGUGGUGAGGUAUUGACGUGAGGAAAUGACGCAUAAUAUUCCGUAUUCCGGAGAAAAAAAAAUUCUUACCGGCUAAUGCCGGCCGGCCUCCAACGAUCAUCCACAUGUGUUGUGCUUCUUGGCGUUUGGAUGACACGUUUGUGGGAAGCAACCCAGCAAAACCCUAGCAAAUCAAUGAAACGCAAUUAGAACGCUCCAUACCUCAUAUUGUGCGCCGCUGCAGUCUUCCGUAGUCUUUCUGCUGCUCGAGUGUAAUGG
Molecule: messenger RNA, 2058 nt
Organism: Phialemonium atrogriseum
Lineage: Eukaryota; Fungi; Ascomycota; Sordariomycetes; Cephalothecales; Cephalothecaceae
Exons: 3
Coding region: 141-1700 (519 amino acids)
Source: RefSeq, a predicted model, not a curated record